Molecule: messenger RNA, 1189 nt
Organism: Drosophila gunungcola (fruit fly)
Lineage: Eukaryota; Metazoa; Arthropoda; Insecta; Diptera; Drosophilidae
Product: rab-like protein 3
Exons: 2
Coding region: 384-1130 (248 amino acids)
Biological process (GO): intracellular protein transport
Cellular component (GO): endomembrane system
Molecular function (GO): GTPase activity
Source: RefSeq, a predicted model, not a curated record
UGCAACCAAGGGCAGAGGAUGUGCUUUUAAAAAAAGGCGGAACGAAUUAACAUAUUCGAUACGCUACCGACCUAUCGAUAGCCACGAUAGCUUUCCAUUUCUUUAAAAUUGUGUUUUGUUCUAGAAAUUCUUCAAUUUGACCAGGGAAUUCUAUUGAAAUCAGUUAAAACGUAGCCUACUUUCGCUUAAAAACAAAAAAUGAACCUAAAACCAUUAAAAAAAUGUCAGCUCUAAUAGUGCAAUCAUCUGUGGAUCCUUUUAAAAAUUAAUUGAAACAAAGUAGGCGAGGAUCUAAGGAUUAGUUGGUUAAACAUAAAAUAGUACGUAGUACUAAACUAAAAGGCCAAGCACUUAGAGCUUAAAAAACAAAACCAGGAACAGCAAUGAAACAAAAACAGCAAAAUAUUAAAGAUGUGUCCACGGUUCGCAUCCUGAUGCUGGGUGACAAAGGUGUGGGCAAAACCAGUCUGACCAAUUUGUUGGCCAGUAGUGCUAUAACGCCCACGCCCGCGUCCCGCACCGUGGGCGAGGGAUUGUGGAAUGUUCAGGUGCGUCUGCACGAGCACUCCAUUUCGGUGUCCUUGCCACCCACGCCCACCUGGACAUCGCCCUCCUCCUCGGAACGCUCCGGAAAGCAUUCCCCGUACCCACGCAGAACGCUCAACAGCGUCGCCAGUGGCGGUAUCCUGUACUUUGUGGAGUUCUAUGAUCUAAACAGCAAAAUGCGCAUGCGCCGCGAGCAUCGCGAUAGUUUCUAUAAGAACAUCGAUGGCAUUAUCCUCGUUUACAGUCUGCAGGACCUGCGCUCCCAAGACAGCCUGCACGAUUGGCUCUACGAGCCAUUGCGCCACAUAUGCAAGUAUCGCCACCGGCGAACACGUCCCAUUUUGGGGCGCCAACAUGUCCCAAUCCUGGUUGUGGGUACCAGGUUGGAUAAGCUGAUCCGCCGGCCGUUGCGUCGUUUUGGGAGCAUUGCUCAUCAGCUGGAGGCGGACGAGAUCCUUCUAAACUGCCAGGAUUCCGAGAGUUUCGCAGACAGGAGCCGCAAUGAGGGCAAGCUGCGAGACUUUCUCGAUCGCGUCGUCAAGUUCAAGGAGCAUUUUCCACUCUCUAAAUCCUACGACACUUGAAAAGAUCUCAUAUUAUAUUUUCUAAUUCCUUGUUGAUUUUUAAUAAUAUUUAUGAAAAA